Gambusia affinis (western mosquitofish) is the source of this 678-nucleotide messenger RNA. It is a transcript of the gene timm13, whose product is annotated as translocase of inner mitochondrial membrane 13 homolog (yeast). The record is from RefSeq and is a predicted model, not a curated record. The transcript is spliced from 3 exons. Lineage: Eukaryota; Metazoa; Chordata; Actinopteri; Cyprinodontiformes; Poeciliidae. The coding region runs from base 128 to 415 and encodes 95 amino acids.
GACAAAUAACGUCUUCCUUCUUUGUCAAGGGCACUGGAAACUGUAUGAAACCUAGCAGCCGUAGUCUGCACGUGUAGCCGUAAACCAGCUUAAUAAAGUAUCUGUUUUGAACCGGACACUGGUGGAGAUGGACGGGUUCGGGUCAGACUUUUCAGCAGGAGGGUCCGGCGGUAAAAUAGACGCCGGGACCAUCAUGGAGCAAGUUAAGGUCCAAAUCGCGGUGGCUAACGCUCAGGAGCUCCUGCAGAGAAUGACUGAUAAAUGCUUCAAGAAGUGUAUAGGAAAGCCUGGAAGCUCAUUGGACAAUUCUGAACAGAAAUGCAUCGCCAUGUGCAUGGACAGAUAUAUGGAUGCCUGGAACACUGUGUCCCGAACAUACAACUCCCGGCUGCAGAGAGAACGAGCUCGAAUGUGAAAAAACUUCAAAACACUCUACCUACUUCUCUUUGUUGGGUCGCUGCUGCUAGAAUGAGGACCAGCACAGUGCAGCACUGGAGCAGGUGUACGUCGUCAGCAGCACAACACCCCCUCGUCUGUCACAGUCAUAGACAGAUGAGGCCUGUGGACUCUGACCCGUAACAGAAUCUUUGUGGACAUUUUUAUUUUUACUUUUGAGGAAAAGUUUGCCAAUACAGUUUAAUUAUUCCUGUCAUAUGUAUUAAAUGCAGUAACAGAUGG